UAGAGACACAGAGAAGGAGAAGAAAAGGGAGGAAGAGGGAGAGAAGCAGAAAAGGACACCUCUUCAGGCGUGUAGUUUGAAUCCCUUCCUUGCCUCCCCCCUUCCUCUCCGCGAUGUUACAAAGGCUGUGAGCUGCUCUCCUUUUCCCAUUCGCCUGCUGUCACUUCCUUCCUGGACGCUUUCAGGACGAGUCCGGUUACUUUUAAUCCGACCAACAGCUCAGCCACUUUCUCCUCCUCCACGCUGCACACACACGCACAAGCACGCACACACACACACACACACACACACACACACACACAGGCACACACCAGACAUCUUCUGGCUGCUUAUUGGAUUGACUUUGAAGGUUGUGUGUGUGAUUCAAGGAGGCUGCAUGUUGAACCAGGUGGUGAAUAUUUAAAGGCUGGAAGAGAAGUAAAGGGAUUUUUUCUUUUUCCUAAGAAAGGAAAAUAUCUCAAGGACUAGCCUGAUCAUCUAAACAGCUAAAUGUUUAUAAUCAGGAACGGAUGCAGGGGACUCUGAACUGAGUAGUGCAAGUGCUGAAGAAGGAGACUUGUUUUGAGGAAACGGGAAAGAGGAAGAAAAGAGAAGGGAAAAAUACAUAAUUUUAAGGAAGAAGGAGAGAAAAAAAAACGGGGACUAUGGGGAGAAAAAAGAUUCAGAUUACAAGGAUUAUGGAUGAACGUAACAGACAGGUGACAUUUACAAAGAGGAAAUUUGGGUUAAUGAAGAAGGCUUAUGAGCUGAGUGUGCUAUGUGACUGUGAGAUUGCUCUGAUCAUCUUCAACAGCACCAACAAACUGUUCCAGUAUGCCAGCACUGACAUGGACAAAGUGUUGCUGAAGUACACAGAGUACAACGAGCCACAUGAGAGUCGAACGAAUUCAGAUAUUGUUGAGACGUUGAGAAAGAAAGGACUUAAUGGCUGUGACAGUCCAGACCCCGAUGCAGACGAUUCAGUAGGUCACAGCCCUGAGUCUGAGGACAAGUACAGGAAAAUUAAUGAAGAUAUUGAUCUAAUGAUCAGCAGGCAAAGAUUAUGUGCAUUGAACAAGAAAGAAAACAAAGGUUGUGAAAGCCCCGAUCCUGACUCCUCUUACGCUCUCACCCCACGCACUGAAGAAAAAUACAAAAAAAUUAAUGAAGAAUUUGAUAAUAUGAUCAAGAGCCAUAAAAUACCUGCGGUUCCACCACCAAACUUUGAGAUGCCAGUUUCUAUCCCGGUGUCCAACCACAACAGUUUGGUAUACAGUAACCCAGUCAGCUCUCUGGGUAACCCCAACCUUUUGCCACUGGCCCAUCCUUCUUUGCAAAGAAAUAGCAUGUCUCCUGGCGUGACGCAUCGGCCUCCAAGUGCAGGUAACACAGGUGGCCUGAUGGGUGGGGACCUCACAACCGGUGCAGGCACCAGUGCAGGAAAUGGGUAUGGCAACCCUCGCAACUCACCAGGUCUGCUGGUCUCACCUGGCAACUUGAACAAGAAUAUGCAAGCAAAAUCUCCGCCCCCAAUGAAUUUGGGAAUGAACAACCGUAAACCAGAUCUCCGAGUGCUUAUUCCACCUGGCAGCAAGAAUACAAUGCCAUCAGUGAAUCAGAGGAUAAAUAACUCCCAGUCUGCUCAGUCAUUGGCUACUCCGGUGGUUUCCGUAGCAACUCCUACUCUACCAGGCCAAGGGAUGGGAGGAUACCCAUCAGCCAUUUCAACAACAUAUGGUACUGAAUACUCUCUGAGUAGCGCAGAUAUAUCAUCUCUCUCUGGGUUUAAUACAGCCAGUGCUCUUCAUCUUGGUUCUGUGACUGGCUGGCAACAGCAACACCUACAUAAUAUGCCACCAUCUGCCCUCAGUCAAUUGGGAGCUUGCACUAGCACUCAUUUAUCUCAGAGUACAAAUCUCUCCCUGCCUUCUACUCAAAGCCUCAACAUCAAGUCAGAACCUGUUUCUCCUCCUAGAGACCGUACCACCACACCCUCGAGAUACCCACAGCACACGCGCCAUGAGGCGGGGAGAUCUCCCGUUGACAGUUUGAGCAGCUGUAGCAGUUCGUAUGAUGGAAGUGACCGAGAAGAUCACCGGAACGAAUUCCACUCCCCCAUUGGACUCACCAGACCUUCGCCGGACGAAAGGGAAAGCCCCUCUGUCAAGCGCAUGCGGCUCUCUGAAGGAUGGGCAACAUGAUAACAUUAUUACCUAUUAGUUUUUUUCUUGCAGUGUGUGUGUGCUAUACCUUAAUGGGGGAGGGGGGGUCGAUAUGCAUUAUAUGUGCCGUGUGUGGAAAAAAAAAAGUCAGGUACUCUGUUUUGUAAAAGUACUUUUAAAUUGCCUCAGUGAUACAGUAUAAGGAUAAACAGAAAUGCUGAGAUAAGCUUAGCACUUGAGUUGUACAACAGAACACUUGUACAAAAUAGAUUUUAAGGCUAACUUCUUUUCACUGUUGUGCUCCCUUGCAAAAUGUAUGUUACAAUAGAUAGUGUCAUGUUGCAGGUUCAACGUUAUUUACAUGUAAAUAGACAAAAGGAAAACAUUUGCCAGAAGUGGCAGAUCUUUACUGAGAGAGAAAGCAGCUGUUAUGCAACAUAUAGAAAAUGUACAGAUGUUUUGACAGACCCAGCAGUUGGGUGGCCGUGAAUCAAUGUUAGAAAGAGACUGGGUCACCUAACAUACCUAAAAUGCUCACAAACAUGCAGGCAUAUCAUUAGAGUAUGGCACUCGGUUAAAAGGAUCAAAGACAUUUAAAGAGGACCAUACUUGUAAAAAUGUUGAGUUUGAGGGCUAACAUAUUUAAUUAAAAAAAAAAAUCUGGGUCUGCAUCACUUAUUAAAUAAAAAAUAUAAAAAUAUGUACAUUACAUUUUGCUUAUUUUCAUAUUAAAAAGUAAGACAGAGUUUGCAAAGCAUUUGUGGCUUUUGUAGUUUCCUUAAGCCAAAAUGUGUUCUUUUUUCCUUGAUAGCUUCGCUAAUCUUUUAAACAGUCCUGAAGAAAACAAACAGAGGACUUUUUGUAUAGAAAGCACUACCCUAAGCCAUGAAGAACUCCAUGCUUUGCUAACCAAGAUAACUGUUUUCUCUUUGCAGAAGUUUUGUUUUUGAAAUGUGUAUUUCUAAUUAUAUAAAAUAUUAAGAAUCUUUUAAAAAAUCUGUGAAAUUAACAUGCUUGUGUAUAGCUUUCUAAUAUAUAUAAUAAUUAUGGUAAUAGCAAAAGUUUUUGUUAUCUUAAUAGUGGGGGAAUUAUAUUUGUGCAGUUGCACAUUUAACUAUUUUCUUUCAGUUUUCUUUUACUGGGCAUACAUUUUACAGAUCCGAGUCAGCUGUUGAAAGACUGAUCUGUAAAAACUUAGAAUUUACCCAUGUGUAACAACCUAAAUCCUUUUAAUACAACAUUUUACAAUCAGUUGGGUGAACUGCGAUCCAUUGUAUAUACUGAUUAGUUCUUUCAUGCUGUUUUGUGCAUUGUAACAAGUUAAGGGCCCUUCUAUUACUUAUGUCCUGCGUAUCUUGUAGUUUUUCACGGGUUAAAUGACAAAGUGGCAUACUUUGGCCCUUUCUCAUUAAUGAAGCUGGUAUUCUGCCUGUUAGAAUUGGAUGUACAGCUCUAACGGCUGUCAGGUAUGUGAGUGCAGGUGAAUAUUUCCAGAAGUGGUAGAAAGAGUAAAAAGUGAGGGAUUGGCACCAACAUACCUACUAUAAAGAUGAUUCCCUUCUCUCACAGAUUUGAAAAUUUUAGAAAGAUUAUCAAUUGAAGGACCAUUCAAAAGUAAAUUUAUCUUACACAAACAACAUUGGUCAUCAGAUCAUCCUUUUUUCAUGGCCCUUUGUGGUCACGUUAUCUCACGAGGGAAAUGUUGUUGAACAGCGCUCCCUGUGUAUUACACCCCAGCAAGAUCUGCUUCAGCAUCUGGCAUCCACAUUCUCUCCUGCCUCGUAUUGUUCCUUUGAAUACAGUUGUCUAACCAGAAGGAAUAGAUCAUUUGUUUUAAGUUCCUCUUUGUCCCUCUUGCUUAUUAGAAGAAAAUGGUAUAUUCAGAUAUUUCAGUUUAACCUCUGUUGGAGGGAAACAAUGUCUCAACAAGAUGUUAGUGCCAUAGUAAAACUGGUAAUAUUUCUCCUUUUCCAAGAGGCUUUCCAACUCUCACUUACCUACACGCUAUGAUGAAGGAUAUAGCUGCAAUAGCUAAAUAUCAACUCAGAAGAUUCUGUUAGGGGAAAUACACCCUCUGUUUCCCAUCUAUACGUGCAGCUGCUGUGCAGUGCUCAGUGGUAGAGUCUACCUCUCUGUAGUAGCCAACCAUGAAUAGACUACAGUGUGCAUUAUAACCUAUGCUUUUCCCUUUUUACGCCCUUUACAUAAGCCUGCCUACCAAUACACUCUCAGCCAUGCAGGGGCUAGUGCAUAAUUUGGAAACUCUUUAAGCAGAAUACUUGGCUACUCAUGCAUCCAUCUUCUCUCAUGUAGCAAUCUGCAGGGUAAAGAAAAAGAUACGCUUUUUUUUUUAAUCGAAAAUGGGGCCCAGAGUUAAUUUUAAAACACAAAACUGUUUUCAAAACCACUUUCUUCACCUUCAGAUAAACCUAUACUCAUAUUCUCUUUCUGAGAAUUUUAAACUUUGGUAUGUCAAAAAUAUGCAAAUAUAUCACAAAUGUACCUUGUCAUUUCAACAGAAAAGGACAACUUUAUUGCAGUAGAAACUUGUCAGUGGGGGUGGGGGAGUUGGUCUAUUGAAAUAUGAAGAAUAGCCAUAUUAAUAGUUUACCUUGCAAUUUGCCUCAGCAACACAUGAAAAAGGAAAAUAAGCAUUUUUAAGGGAGAUGCGGUGUAAUACGUUAUUGCAAGUAACUAAGCAGAAAGUAGCAUGAAAAGUAUUGGCUGGGCAAUUUAUAUUAAUUCUGACAAUGAUUUUUAUAUAAACACAAACAGAACAGAAUCACAUGAAAAUGGAUGCCAGUCAUCCCUCUUGUUCCUGCUACUGAGGGCAACUAACGUAUGGUGGCAAGAGAGUGGGGGAUAAUGCAUAUUUGUAAACUGAUCUAAUGAAAAGAAGCACAACUUUGAUUGUGAAGUCACUUUCUGUAAACUUUAACUGUCUACCUUUCUCUGUUCCUUUAUCUGUACCUUAUCAUUUAUUGUAUUUGCAAAGCUAAUUUGGGUUUAUUGUGUGAUUCCUUUGUAUUUAAGGAGUUUGGGGCAGAGCCCUGAAAGAGUAUUAACAUUUACUUUACCUUAACCCAUGCUAUAUAAUGUUUUAGGCAACAUUCUUAAUUGCAAGUUCGAACACCAGAAGUGGCAUUCUAGACAUCUCCAAGCAUUGUUACAGCUAAGUUAAUCCUCUAUUAAAAGGUGUUGUCAGUUAGUGUCUAAUUGCUGGUGACGAUUACAUGAUAUACCCAAUCUGCACAAUCUGUAUGUUGUAUGCAUUGAGCCAUUCACAGUAAAGCUUUUAUCAUUUCAAUGUUUUUCAGAAGUUGCGUUUUAUAACAAAAUGGCUUAUAUUUUUCCCAAAAGAAGAAUUUAGCAAUUUUUAAUGAAUAAUAUAAAAAUAUCUGUUGUCCUCGGAUCUUUUUCAGGUAAAGCUAACAUAAGAAUAAAAGAACUCCUCGACUGUUUUCAGGAUGUCAAUCCUUUUGUAUUGUAUGUGUUAUCCUAUAUACCCUCUUUUAUCUAUAGUCCUAACAAAGCUGUUUUGUUUUCCUUUUUCCUUCGCCUUGAAGGUAAAUGCUUUGUAAUUUUUUAAAAGCCACUUGAAACCUCAAUAAAGGCUGUUGCCUAAACAUGGCAUACUUCAUCUGUUCCUGUUUCUGCCAUCUGCUAUGAUGUCGUCAGUUAUAUGGCAUUAAUUUCCUGCCACUACAGGUCUCUUGAAGGACUGAUGGAACAUUGGUAUCUGUUAGAAUGCUUCAGACUGUAGAUGUAAUAAAAGGCUUUUGUUAAUAUAUUUUAACCAAAGAUGUGGAGCAAUCCAAGCUUUGAGCCACAGACCUUCUGCAUGAAAAGUAUCCAUUUGAUUAUUUGCAUAAUCAGAUGUUGCAUUUUUACCUUCCCUGCUCAUACCUCAGACUGAUCCAUACCUCAGUUUGAUUCAAAGAGGUCAGUUUAGUAACUCAUAAAAAAAAGCAGUAGCAGAGUCUUUUGUGGAGUAACUAAUAGCAGACCUGGGUUACCACAGGCAUUACACUUGGAUUGCUUCAGAUGGUUUGUUGUAUCAUUUUUUCUUUUCUUUUUUUUCUUUUUCCUGGGGAUUUGUUUCCAUAAAACAAUGAUAAUUACAAAAUAGCUUGUAAAUGGGGGCAUACAAGCAUUUGCAACAAAUAUUAAAAUAGAGGCUCACAGCGGCAUAAGCUGGACUUUGUCGCCACUAGAUGACAAGAUGUUAUAACUAAGUUAAACCACAUCUGUGUAUCUCAAGGGACUUAAUUCAGCUGUCUGUAGUGAACAAAAAAGGGAAAAUUUCAAAGAUUCUCCUGCUGGAAAUAAGGUAUAAUUUGUAUUUUGCAGACAAAUCAGUAAAGUUACUGGCUUUCUUAGUGA
Molecule: messenger RNA, 6524 nt
Organism: Rhea pennata
Lineage: Eukaryota; Metazoa; Chordata; Aves; Rheiformes; Rheidae
Gene: MEF2C
Product: myocyte enhancer factor 2C
Exons: 11
Coding region: 645-2180 (511 amino acids)
Biological process (GO): heart development; positive regulation of transcription by RNA polymerase II; cell differentiation
Molecular function (GO): protein dimerization activity; histone deacetylase binding; DNA-binding transcription factor activity, RNA polymerase II-specific
Source: RefSeq, a predicted model, not a curated record